Vombatus ursinus (common wombat) is the source of this 402-nucleotide messenger RNA. It is a transcript of the gene IAPP, whose product is annotated as islet amyloid polypeptide. The transcript has 3 exons. Bases 1 to 402 code for a protein of 133 amino acids. NCBI's taxonomy places the organism in Eukaryota, Metazoa, Chordata, Mammalia, Diprotodontia, Vombatidae. The record is from RefSeq and is a predicted model, not a curated record. Gene Ontology annotation, molecular function: hormone activity. Gene Ontology annotation, cellular component: extracellular region.
AUGUGCAAUCUAAAGCUGCCAGUUGUCCUUAUUGUGCUCUCUGUUGCUUUAAGCUAUCUGGAGGCUACACCUAUUGAUAGACUGUCAGUGGCUGGUGAUCUCUCCGAUGGAACUUCUGACAGACAGGAAUGGAUAUUGCCAAUUCUGUCAAGAAAUACACUGUUGGAACUUAGUGGAAUGGUGCCUGAACAAGGAGCAGGAAAAACCAAAAGUCAUCAUCUGGAAAAAAGGAAAUGUAACACGGCCACAUGUGUGACACAGCGCCUGGCUGACUUUCUAGUUCGAUCCAACAACAAUAUCGGAGCAAUUUUCUCUCCUACCAAUGUGGGAUCCAACACAUAUGGCAAGAGGGAUACAGUUGGGAUAUUAAGCAGAAAAACUCUGAAUUAUGUCCCACAUUAG